Messenger RNA from Syngnathus acus (greater pipefish), 729 nucleotides. RefSeq names its product protein AMBP-like. Gene Ontology annotation, molecular function: serine-type endopeptidase inhibitor activity. The transcript is spliced from 5 exons. NCBI's taxonomy places the organism in Eukaryota, Metazoa, Chordata, Actinopteri, Syngnathiformes, Syngnathidae. Gene Ontology annotation, cellular component: cell surface; plasma membrane. The record is from RefSeq and is a predicted model, not a curated record. The coding region runs from base 149 to 703 and encodes 184 amino acids.
UUUUUUUUUUUUAGUGGUAGAGUCUCGUUUCUUCUUGUUUACAAACGCAGACGCCUGCACACAGAACUUUGCUCGACCGCCUACAUAAAGUCAACAUGCCAAUCUUAGCUUUUUUACGGGGGGUGAGUAACUUCCAGGCAGAGAAACUAUGAAGCCAGGAAUUCUGAGUUUGUUGGUUUUGUUUGUCUUUGACUGGAUCCUGCAUGGUGAAAGUCGAAUCGUCCCUCAGGAGAGCUUUGAUCUGGACCAAUUCAUGGGGAAGUGGUACGAGGUGGCGGUUGUUUCUGACUGUCCUCAUUAUAUGCAAAAGAAGAAGGGAAACCCCGUCAUUGUCAUUUUGGACCUGAAAGCCUCUCAGCAGGGGAACGUCACUGUGCUGGCCACAGUUCCCAGGAAUGGCUCAUGUCAUCAGACAUCCACUCAGUAUGCUUCAACUGACACCGCAGGACAAUUUUUCUACCACGUCCCAAGGCUUGGCGUGGAUGUUGACGCCUACGUAGUCCGGACGGACUAUGACCAGUAUGCCAUGUUGGGGCUGCUGAGCACGGAGAUAGCAUCACAGAACAAGACGACCAUCUUCAAACUUUACAAUCGAUCUUUGGAUGUUAGGCAAGCCGUGCUGGACGACUUCCAGACGCUGGUCCGAACAUAUGGAAUGAGGGAUGACAUCAUUGUUAAUGAGAACAAAGUUAAUGAAACUUGACACACGACUCGACUCUGUUGUCUUGA